AUGGCCCUCGAUCUGGAUGUGCAUGAACUAUUGUUUGUGGGAGAUUCCAACUUGCUUACCCGGAAAGCCCUAGGCGAAUGGGAGACUCGAGACACCAAGCUUAUUCCAUACAGACAAUGUGUGCAAGACUUGAACAAAAGAUUCAAAUCCAUCGAGUUCAGGUACAUUCCCAGGUUUCACAACGAGCUAGCCGAUGCCUUGGCUACCUUAGCUUCGAUUCUUCCUUAUCCAGGCAACACACAUAUUGAUCGAUUAGAAAUUCAAGUGCGAAAUCAACAUGGUUACUACAAUACAAUUCAGGAAGAACUAGAUGGUCAACCAUGGUAUCAUGACAUAAAACAAUUCCUGAAAACAAGGGAAUACCCAGAGCAUGCUAAGGGAGAUCAAAAAGGAACUAUAAGGCGGCUCGCCGGUGGUUUCUUCCUGGAUAGGGAAAUCCUAUAG
Messenger RNA from Nicotiana attenuata, 444 nucleotides. RefSeq lists its product as uncharacterized. Gene Ontology annotation, molecular function: RNA-DNA hybrid ribonuclease activity; nucleic acid binding. The record is from RefSeq and is a predicted model, not a curated record. NCBI's taxonomy places the organism in Eukaryota, Viridiplantae, Streptophyta, Magnoliopsida, Solanales, Solanaceae. The coding region runs from base 1 to 444 and encodes 147 amino acids. The transcript has a single exon.